This is a messenger RNA of Melitaea cinxia (Glanville fritillary), 1818 nucleotides long. RefSeq names its product organic cation transporter protein-like. Gene Ontology annotation, biological process: transmembrane transport. The transcript has 7 exons. Bases 1 to 1704 code for a protein of 567 amino acids. Gene Ontology annotation, molecular function: transmembrane transporter activity. NCBI's taxonomy places the organism in Eukaryota, Metazoa, Arthropoda, Insecta, Lepidoptera, Nymphalidae. The record is from RefSeq and is a predicted model, not a curated record.
AUGUCUGAAGAUAACAAUGAAGUCGGUGCAUCGACAGAGAAACAACAGAAUGGCAUUAACGGCAAAAAAAGUAACGGCAGAAAAACAAGUGUUUACGAGAAACCCCUAGAUCUUGAUGAUGUGCUGGUCAAUGAGCUGGGGCAGUUCGGCUGGUUCCAGCUGCGCAAUUUAGCCCUCGUGUCAAUACCGAUAAUCAUGUCUGCUUUUAUGAGUGAAUAUAUUUUUUCUGCGGCUACCGUACCAUACAGAUGUCGAAUUCCAGAAUGUGGCGAAGAUGGAAAAUCGAACGAAUUUGAACCCGAAUGGAUUUUAAACGCCGUACCGGAGAGUAACUCAAGAUUUGCUAGUUGUGAGAGAUACGUUCCUUUAGGUGUCAAUGGAACACUAAAUUACUGUCCUUCAAGUAUCUUCAACCAGUUGGAAAGGACUGGUUGCGAUAGUUUUGUCUACGAAAGGGACAAUACGGUUGUAUAUGAGUUCGAUCUUGGAUGUCAGGAGUGGAUGCGCGCAUUAUCCGGAACUCUAAACAGUGUCGGGACAUUGCUAGUGUUGCCAAUCACUGGCUACAUUUCCGACCGUUUCGGUCGCAAAGUGGCUCUCAUAAUUAACGUUUUCAACGUAGGUCUCUUUGGUCUGAUCCGUGCCUUCUCCGUUAACUACCCCAUGUACAUGGUACUGCAACUGGUACAAACAACCCUUGGAGCGGGAACAUACAGUUCUGCAUAUAUAUUCGCUACUGAACUUGUUGGUCCAAAAUAUCGUGUAGCAACAAGUGCUACAUGCUCUUCGAUGUUCGCUAUUGGACAAAUAGUACUCGGAGGAGUAGCCUGGCUGGUAGCACCUUGGCGAUACAUGAAUAUGGUGAUUCACAUCCCCUGUUUCCUAAUUAUCAUCUACUAUUGGGUUUUGAGUGAGAGUGUCAGGUGGCUCCUUUCCAAGGGGAAGUACAAUGAAGCACAAAAAGUUUUGGAGACUGUGGCCAGAGUCAACAAAACGCAAAUAAGUGAGAAAAGUAUGGAAGCAUUGAUAUCUACGUCAAAAAAUUCCACUGUAGCAUCUAAAGUCGAAAAACCCGGGUUGUUUCAAAGUAUCAUACGUUCCCCCACCUUACUCCGUCGAGUGUGCACGACUCCGAUCUGGUGGAUCACCACGACAUUCGUCUACUACGGCCUGUCCAUCAACUCGACCAGCCUCUCUGACACCAUGCACCUCAACUUUAUCUUAACUGCUGCUAUUGAAAUUCCUGGCUUGAUCACAGCAGUUCUUGUACUUAACAGAAUUGGUAGAAAGGCGACCCUCUCUGCUGGGUUCUUCUUCAGCGCCCUCUGUAACAUAAUAUUUGUCUUUAUCUCUAACGAUUUGUAUGUUCUUCGUCUGAUAAUAUUCUUGCUGGGCAAAUUUGGAAUCUCGGCGGUGAUGACUUCGGUGUACCUGUUCACCUCCGAACUGUAUCCCACUGAGUAUCGUCACAGUUGUCUCGCCUUCUCGUCGAUGAUUGGUCGCAUUGGAUCUAUCACGGCACCUCUCACUCCUGUACUGACGGAGUACUGGCAUGGAAUACCAUCAAUGUUAUUCGGCGGUAUGGGUAUUCUGUCUGGUCUGCUAGUCCUCACACAGCCUGAAACAUUGGGCACCAAAAUGCCAGACACAAUAGCUGAAGCUGAAGCUCUCGGGAAGAAGAAAAACCCUGAAGAAUUGAAAUGAUUCACUUAUUUAUUGAUCUGUAUUUUUUUUUAAGAUAGUAUAAUCGUUUUUUAUUGUAUAAUAUAUAAACUUGAAAAUAUUGGUUUACUUACGUACAUAAAAAUUGAGACGUAA